Molecule: messenger RNA, 2296 nt
Organism: Cavia porcellus (domestic guinea pig)
Lineage: Eukaryota; Metazoa; Chordata; Mammalia; Rodentia; Caviidae
Gene: Mob3a
Product: MOB kinase activator 3A
Exons: 5
Coding region: 359-1012 (217 amino acids)
Cellular component (GO): cytoplasm
Source: RefSeq, a predicted model, not a curated record
CGCCUCCAGUCGGACAGGGACACGGGUCCUUUAAGGGAAGUAGGUCCGGCCCGCGGGCGCGGCAGGGGUGUGGCCUCCCAGAGUUCCUCCGCGGGCGGCGGCAGGCACGGGCUGCCCGGGACCCAGGCGAAGGCGGCCGGCGGCGUGAGGCGAUCAGAAGCUUCCAGCCUCUCCAGAGUCGCAGUGAGCGAGUGCAGAGGGCCACGAGCUGUCAUCUCCCAUUCUGAUUGGCUGUCAGAGAUCAGAGAGGACCCCAGAGACAGUGACCGGGACUCGGGGGACAGCGGGCGCAGGGAAGGGCCGGGACUUGGCCGACGUCCCCCGGCAAGCGGCCGAGUGCAGCCCCUGGGUCGCCGCCAUGUCCAGCCCGUUCCUGAAGCAGGUCUUCAACAAGGACAAGACCUUCCGGCCCAAGCGCAAGUUUGAGCCGGGCACGCAGCGCUUCGAGCUGCACAAGCGGGCGCAGGCCUCGCUGCACGCGGGGCUGGACCUGCGCCAGGCCGUGCAGCUGCCGCCGGGCGAGGAGCUCAAUGACUGGGUGGCCGUGCACGUGGUGGACUUCUUCAACCGCCUCAACCUCAUCUACGGCACCGUGAGCGACGGCUGCACGGAACGCUCCUGCCCCAUCAUGUCCGGGGGCCCCAAGUACGAGUACCGCUGGCAGGACGACCACCGCUUCCGCAAGCCCACGGCGCUGUCCGCCCCGCGCUACAUGGACCUGCUCAUGGACUGGGUGGAGGUGCAGAUUAACAACGAGGAGAUCUUCCCCACCAACGUCGGCACCCCGUUCCCCAAGAACUUCCUGCAGGCCGUGCGGAAGAUCAUGUCACGUCUCUUCCGCGUCUUCGUGCACGUGUACAUCCACCACUUCGACCGCAUCGCGCAGAUGGGCUCCGAGGCGCACGUCAACACCUGCUACAAGCACUUCUACUACUUUGUCACUGAGUUCGGGCUCAUCGACACCAAGGAGCUGGAGCCGCUGAAAGAAAUGACCGCCCGGAUGUGUCACUAAGGCCCAGCCAGCCCCAGAGACUCAUGCCGGGCAUCUCAGACUCGGACAGCUUCAGUCCCUCCGCUGAGUGUCACGGGGACUUUCUGCCCUCACCAGCUGGCUGCACCGAGUCCUCAGAAGCCUGGGACCACGGAUUCCUCCCUCCACGGCCACAAGUCGCCUGCCUGAGCCUCAGCCUCCCAUCUGUGGAGGCGGAGGCAGGACUUGAACUCGGGGCCAAGCGUCCUCAGCGACCAGGAAGCUGCGUCUACAGGAGGACGCCCUGCCCCGUCCCUCAUCCCAGCCCCCACUGCCCUUUCCAAAGAGGUACUGCUGGGCCCCUUGGGACCUUGGUCACCCAGGGGUCCCUCUCUGGCCACCUCAGUUCCUGCAGCAGCCCCUGGUCUGUAGAUUCAGGCCCUGGGCCUAAUGUGACCCUCCUGCCUCAGCCUCAUCUUAAAGCUGUCAUCACCAGGGAGUAGGAGACUGAAUUUGUGGACCACCUCACACUCAGGCAUCUUGACAGCCUCCUAAAGCUGUUUUAAAACUGAUCACAGGGGCUCACACUUGGGAGGCUGAGGCAGGAGGACUGCCGAGAGUUCAAGGUCAGCCUAGGCCGCCUUCCCAGACCCUGUCUCCCCACAAACAAAAUUUUUUUAAACCAGUUCACCUCAAGCCUGCUCUCCGGAGCUGUCAUCCAAGAAUGAAUUCGCUUGGGGCCAGUUCCCUCAUCCAUUGCUGCCCAGGCAUCGGCCUACCCUGGGUUCUGAGAACCUUCCGGUGAAAACCACUUUGUAAGCUGGCAUGGCAGCACCCUCCCAUCACCCCAGCCCUCUGGGAGGCUGAGGCAGGAGGAUCCAGAGUUCAAGCCCAGCCUGGGCAAUGUAGCAACUUGAAAUAAAAAACUAAGAAAGAAGUGGAGGGCAGAGCUGGGGCAGAGGCGCAGGGAUGCAUCCCCGGUACCACGGAAACAAACCAAAGAAGAUCAUUGCUGUCUGCGCCCUGCUGGGCCAGGAGACCGCACUCCAGGCCUCCCUUUGAGACCAUCUCGGCCACACCUGCCCCGGCUGCAUCUUUGACCCCAGCAGCCCGCUCACAGCUGAACCAGUGCAAUUACCACAGUGCUGGGGACCCAGCCUUGGUCCCAGAGGCCACCAGGCGGCACUCAGAGCCCCGGGACUCUGCCCGACAGGUGGCCUGGCUGUGUCUCCUGGCCGCAGCAAACUCCAGACCCGGGCGCCCUGCCCCUGAGGACGCCAUCCCCCACCCCCGCCACCAGCCUGCAAAUAAAAUUUCGGUACCAGG